UGUGAAAGUGCAGACUUUGAUUCUUUUAUGGUGGGUUGCCAGAUGAUGACCCCCCUCCGGAGGCCAUAGCUGACCCCUCUGCUCCCUCCACAUCACUGCCCCUCACCCCAAUGAUGACUAUGAGCUCUAUACCGGACACUUUAGUCCCGACUGAUCCCUCCAAAUCGGCCUUUCUGGAGUUCGGCGGCCACGGCUACCCCGGACACCAGCAGCCUUCCCCGGGCUUGUCCCACAACCACUACCCGGUCCACGGCCUGCACGCCGUCGGGCCCUCGCAGCACGACGGGCCCUUCUCCUCCGGUGCAUCCUCGUACGGGCGGCCGCUGGGGUACCCGCCUUACCACAGUCCCGUGAGCGCGCACCACCCCGGGGCGUACCUGCCCUACCAGCACGGGGGUCACAGCGGCGCGCUUGGACACACCAGGCUGGAGGAUGCGGAGCACGAGAAGCCCACGGCGGUGAUCGAGAACGGGGAGGUGAGGCUGAACGGGAAGGGGAAGAAGAUCAGGAAGCCUCGCACCAUCUACUCCAGCCUGCAGCUCCAGGCGCUCAACCAGCGCUUCCAGCAAACCCAGUACCUCGCCCUGCCCGAGAGGGCCGACCUGGCCGCCAAACUGGGCCUGACGCAGACCCAGGUGAAAAUAUGGUUCCAAAACAAGCGCUCCAAAUAUAAGAAGAUCAUGAAGAAUGGGCCCUGUGGACCAGAGGGGGACCACCUCGCUCCCCCACCGCCGUCCUCCUCCUCGCCGUGCUCCCUGUGGGACAUCAGCAUGGCUGCCAAAGGCACGCCGGUGCACUCAGGAGGGUACAUGAACAAUUUUGGACACUGGUACCCCGGACACCAGCAGGACUCCAUGCCGAGAACUCAGAUGAUGUGACAGGAAGGAGGACGCCAAACUUCCAGGACAAUUUACGGAUUUAUACAAGCGAGCUGAACUGGAGCUAAAAGGGACAAGGACAUUGUUUAGAGUCUGAGCCGCUCUGUAGGCAAAAAUAGUAAAAUGAUGAGUUGUAGUAAAUAUAUAAAACUGCUAAAGUAGCUGAAAAAUAUAAAUUUUAAUGCACAAACAGUGGGUUGGUGGUCAGCACUGUCGCCUCACAGCUAGAAGAUCCUCGGUUCGUAUUCCGGUCUUCCUGGGAUCUUUCUGCAUGGAGUUUCCAUGUCCUCCCUGUACAUGUCUGGGUUUUCUCCAGGUUCUUCAGCUUCCUCACACAGUCCAGAAACAUGCUGAGGUUAAUUGGUGAUUCUAAACUGUCCGUGAGUGUGAUUGUUUGUCUCUGUGUGUAGGCCGGUGACAGACUGUUACCUGUCCAGGUGUCUCCCGCCUUCCCCUCAGUCGGCUUGGAUAGACUCUAGUUUCUCUGUUACCCUAAUGUGGAAAAAGCGGUCUAUGGAUGGAUGGAUGGAUGGAUGGAUGGAUGGAUGGAUGCACAAACAGCUGCUAGGAUCAAUACAUUUUGAAACAAAUGGAAGUCAUUUUGUUUUGCAAAAUCCAACAUCAGGAUGUAACCAUAAAAACGAAAACAUGUUAGCUGCAACUGUAGCAUUUUAAAAUAUGCGUUUUACAUGUGUAUACCAGCUAUAUCCAACAAAAUUUAAUCAGGCAACAGCAAACAGGGCAGUAGCUGAGAUAUGAGCUCUGUGACACAUACAGCCAAAUUAAACUAGAAUUUUCAUAGUCUUAAGUUUACAAACAUCAUGGAGGCAUCCAGUGUGGAGCUUCACAACACUGGUUAACUCGCCUUCAUUACAAUGUCCUGACUUUCACACUAAGAAUUAGAUUUGUUUUUUUUUUUAAAUUGUGAAAUCCGACUCGUUUAACUAAGAAUUAAGCCGAAUUGUUCUACUUCUGUGAACAUCGAGGUCACGGUUAAAUGCUUAAUCUUGCUCUACGUCAUUCAACUGUUCAUUCAUAAGGAGGAAUAAUGCUUCAAAUAACAACAAGAAAGCUACACCGCCAAAAUAAAAGUGUUAUUUCUGCCUCCAGAGCGGCUGGACCUGCCGAGACAUUUGUGAUAAAGCUAUAGCUGACGCUACGACUCAAAGCUAAUGCCAUCUCCUGAUUCUGGACACUUCGGGAGGUUUUGUUUGUUUGUUUAUUUGUGUUUUUUGUGGGCAGGUACACAUGUAAAAAAGAAAAAAGGUUCUUCAGGGCUUCCUCACGUGUUUUUUUCUUUUUAAAUAAACUGUACUGAU
This is a messenger RNA of Acanthochromis polyacanthus (spiny chromis), 2197 nucleotides long. RefSeq names its product homeobox protein Dlx4a-like. The transcript is spliced from 3 exons. The record is from RefSeq and is a predicted model, not a curated record. Gene Ontology annotation, molecular function: DNA-binding transcription factor activity, RNA polymerase II-specific; RNA polymerase II cis-regulatory region sequence-specific DNA binding. Lineage: Eukaryota; Metazoa; Chordata; Actinopteri; Pomacentridae. Bases 111 to 878 code for a protein of 255 amino acids. Gene Ontology annotation, biological process: embryo development; negative regulation of transcription by RNA polymerase II; cell differentiation.